Culex quinquefasciatus (southern house mosquito) is the source of this 861-nucleotide messenger RNA. RefSeq lists its product as uncharacterized. The coding region runs from base 97 to 582 and encodes 161 amino acids. NCBI's taxonomy places the organism in Eukaryota, Metazoa, Arthropoda, Insecta, Diptera, Culicidae. The record is from RefSeq and is a predicted model, not a curated record. The transcript is spliced from 2 exons.
ACAGCCUUGAGUCCGGUCAAAGUUUGAGUUAUUUGUUUUUUGUUGAAGUCGUAAUUUUCCCGAUUAUUUCCCAUUUUUCCGAAUUCCUUCGAAAAGAUGUCAGGAAACCCUCCAACGCCAAAGAUGCCGCUGUCCACCUCCAACGUGGCCAACGUUCCGCGGGCCGCCGCUCCCAUCCAUCCAGAUGCGGACACAUCGUUCCUGGAAAUGGUUCUGGACGCCCACGAAGCGACCCCCGCCCGGGGCAUCCGGGUCGACCAGAUCAGGGCGUUCCUCCGGAUGCGGUACCAGGUGCCGGAAGCGGUCAUCGAGCAGAUUUUACUUCCCACGAUCGAGUUCGCGGUCGAAGCUGAGAUGCUGCUCAAAGUGGGCGGCCGCAAGUCGUUACCCCAGAGCUGGACAACCCGGCCCAAUCCGAGCUUCGUUCUGAAAUUGCUGCGUCGCGUGCGGCUGGAGGCUAGGGCCGUGCUGGCGGCGGCGGCGGCGGCAGCUGAAGGGACAACAGGAGGGCUGAAGCGGACAGCUGGCGGCGAGCAGCAGACGUCCACGGGAGGUUCGGGAGGGAAAAAGGCUAGGAUUUAAUCGGAUGGGGCGGAUGAUUCAAUUUGGGCGAGCGACCUCAGAAGCUUCCAGGGUAGGAAGCGUUCCUUUCGAAGGUUUACGCUGAAGAAAACUAUAUUAUUAGUUGUUACAAGUUCAUUGUUAUUGACCCUCUAACUUAACAUUAUUGCAAGGUUCCAAUAACCUAUUUUGUUGUCUUUGAUUAUAAAACAUAAUUUAUAUCUGCGAUAGUAAAUUAUUCAAGAAGUUAUUUGAAAUUAAAAAAUAUAUCAAAUAAAUAAACAAGUUUUCAAAAAUAAA